AUGUCUAGGCUCAGCUGGGGCUACUGCGAACACAACGGCCCUGUUCACUGGAGUGAACUUUUCCCAAUUGCUGAUGGGGAUUAUCAAUCUCCUAUUGAGAUCAAUACCAAAGAAGUAAAAUAUGACUCUUCCCUCCGGCCUCUCAGUAUCAAAUAUGAUCCAGCUUCAGCUAAAAUUAUCAGCAACAGUGGCCAUUCCUUCAGCGUGGACUUCGAUGACUCAGAAGACAAAUCAGAUGGAAAGGUGGUGAUGAUGGUGGUAAUGGUGGUGGUUAUGAUGGUGGUAUUGAUGAUGCUGGAGGUACUGAUGAUGUUAAUGAUGCUGGUGGUGCUGCUGGUAGUGGUGGUGGUGAUGCUCCACGUGGUUCAUUGGAAUUCUGACAAGUAUCCCAGCUUUGUUGAGGCAGCUCAUGAACCUGAUGGAUUGGCUGUUUUAGGCAUUUUUUUACAGACUGGUGAACAUAAUCUUCAAAUGCAAAAAAUUACUGAUAUUUUGGAUUCCAUCAAGGAAAAGGGUAAACAGAUCCGCUUCACCAAUUUUGACCCAGCAACUCUACUUCCUCCAUCAUGGGACUACUGGACCUACCCUGGGUCCCUUACCGUUCCACCUCUUUUGGAGAGUGUCACUUGGAUAGUUUUAAAGCAACCUAUAAAUAUCAGCUCUCAACAGCUAGCCAAAUUCCGUAGUCUCCUGUACACUGGAGAGGGCGAGGCAGCUGCCUUCUUGUUGAGCAACUACCGUCCACCACAGCCUCUGAAGGGCCGGAAAGUGAGAGCCUCCUUCCGCUAAAAGCUUCACUCAGAACAGGCGGACAGAUGGGAUUACAGAAGGACUUUCCCUUUAGAUUCACCUGGAGUUCUUCACUUGAACCAUAGUUUAUGGGCACAACUGUUUGGUAACUGGACCAAAGUCCUGAAUUAAUUCAUGAUGAAAGAUCUUGAUCUUUGAGGCAAAAUGUAAUCUGGCCACUCCAGUUUGGCACCUGUUACCAUCCAUACAUUAAAUGUUGUUUGUCUUGUUGACU
This is a messenger RNA of Gracilinanus agilis (Agile Gracile Mouse Opossum), 1024 nucleotides long. Its product is annotated as carbonic anhydrase 13-like. Gene Ontology annotation, molecular function: carbonate dehydratase activity; zinc ion binding. Gene Ontology annotation, cellular component: cytoplasm. Lineage: Eukaryota; Metazoa; Chordata; Mammalia; Didelphimorphia; Didelphidae. The transcript is spliced from 7 exons. The coding region runs from base 1 to 789 and encodes 262 amino acids. The record is from RefSeq and is a predicted model, not a curated record.